Cyphellophora attinorum is the source of this 1974-nucleotide messenger RNA. RefSeq lists its product as uncharacterized. The transcript is spliced from 4 exons. The coding region runs from base 1 to 1974 and encodes 657 amino acids. NCBI's taxonomy places the organism in Eukaryota, Fungi, Ascomycota, Eurotiomycetes, Chaetothyriales, Cyphellophoraceae. The record is from RefSeq and is a predicted model, not a curated record.
AUGGAGAACAUCGUGAAAGCCAUAAGACGUUUUGACUCGACUCCAACUACAAACAUCAAACGAAAACACAUUCCUUGGUUCGACUCGCCGAUUGAUGAAGAUUCUACACAAGACGCAUCCUCGUCCUCAAGCGCACUCAUCACGAGACCUGAUGCACCACGCUUCAAGCACUACGAUGACGACUGGACUAUUGAGCUGGUUUAUGACAUGUUUCUCGUCGCAGUGCUCAGCACGUUCACAUCCAUUCAUGGUAUCGAAGACGGCCCGUCUCUUCGCAAUCUCGUGGCAUUCUUCACUAUCCUAUGGUGGUCAUGGCUACAGACUGUCAUGUUCGAUGUGAGAUUCGGCGUUGACUCGAUUUAUGACCGCGUCUUCAAGGUCAUUACCUUGACUGUCACUAUGGGCUUCAUGCUGGGAGGUUCUACAUGGGACAUCACAAAGGUCCAAGAGAACAAGAAAGGUUUCAAGCUGAUGGCAGCAGCUCUAGCCAUCGCUCGGUUUCAGCUCUUUGUUCAAUAUGCAAUCGUCGCUUUCUGCGCCAGGAAAUACAAGAGGACGUUGGUGCCUUUGAUCUUGACAGCCGGCACCAUGCUGGCGGCCGCUGCAGCAUUUCUGGCCCUCUACUUCGUCAUCCUGAAUAGCACCAGUCAAAGUGUGCAUAUCGGUUUCUAUCCUAUUAUCGCAGUGGAAGGAGCCAUUAUGCUAACGAUUCCUGGCGUUUGGCGAGUCCUAUCUUUCAAGAAUACGAAAUUCAUCAUCCGCAUGGGCGACGCUACCAUGAUCAUGCUCGGCGAAGGUGCUGUAGGGCUUGCUGUGUCUGUCUCGAAGAUCAUGCAGAACUCGGCAAGCAUCUCAAGCAGCAUAGGCGUCGUUAUCGCUGCAGUGCUUCUCAUAUACUUCACCUGGAUGCUUUACUACGAUCAAAUCGAGACGAACCGGUUUGGCACCAUUCGCCAACAAUUCUGGGCCGCUAUCCAUUUCCCUCUGAAUCUUGCUACUGUCUGUCUUCUUGAGGGCAUGCGAGACUACUAUCUUAGUGACGAGGCAGACUACGGUUUCUUCUACGACUUCACUCCUUGGCCUACUCCUAAGCUUCUGACCGACUUCAUGCGAAGCAACGUCAAGUCUCUAGAAGAACUUCUGGGCAACCAAAGAGACUUUGAUCAGCUGUUCAACACUUCUUUAGUUCUUGAGUACAUCGACACUAAUAUGAACACGAAUGUUUACGAGCUCCCAUACGACCCUAACAACAUGGAUCUGCAGAUGGAGCAAGACCUCACUCUGUAUAUCGCCAGCAUAUAUGUCGGCAUUCAAAAUGCUAUCUACACGCAUUUUGGCGUUACUCCAGCCGAUGUGAAGGAUGUCGCCGAUGUCAAUACAACCGCUUUGGGCAUUUCAGAAGACCAGCUGGUUUACUACACACCCGACCUUCUCAAAAUUCUCAGCACUGUGAACAAGGAUAUUGCGGCAUCCGGCAAGUACUGGAAUUUGUUUAUCACAGUGUUCUGGUACUUCCCACUUGGCGCCGCAAUCUUCUUGUUGCUCUUAGCUGUGAUGUACUGGUUCGGUAAACGCAACAUGUCCAAAUACGAAUGGGGCUCUGUCGGCCUUCGCAUCACGGGCGGAUUGAUCAUGAUCGUGUAUGCGGUUUUGGUGUUUUAUUUGGAUGGAGACCUGAGCUUCUCUAACAGUCCUUGGGUUCUACCGAUCGUGACAAUCACGUUCUUUCUCUGCAUCGUUGGGGACAAUCUGAUCAUUGCUUGGGGAAACAAGGUGUACGAUCAACAGGAGAAGGCACGUUAUGACGCACCAGCGGCGUCUACCUACGAGGGCUAUGAGCAUGUCUCUUCGGCCCACGGCGGCGAAUGCAAGGAGAUCAAGUUCGAACCGGUACGUCCUGCUCUGGUCAGCGGUCGAUCUGUCGCUUCCAGAGACACCAACGAUACCGAGCUCGUCAGGAUGGAUCGUCGUUGA